Messenger RNA from Clonostachys rhizophaga, 1548 nucleotides. Lineage: Eukaryota; Fungi; Ascomycota; Sordariomycetes; Hypocreales; Bionectriaceae. The record is from the annotation of a GenBank genome assembly.
AUGACGAGACUCCCACUUAUCGCCGCUCUGGCCGGCACCUCUCUGGCGCUGCAGGUUCCUCUGCAGCAGCCAAUCCAGCUCCCGGGCCUCUCCAAGCCCGUGGACGGGCCGCCGAAGUCGGUGGCCUCCAGCUUUGAGCACCUGCCUCUCAUCGACACCGAUGCGCUGCAGGCCAAAAUCAAGCCUGCGAACCUGGAGAAGCGUGCCGAAUCACUCUACAAGAUUGCCGAGCUUGGAGAGGAAGAGUAUGGUCAUCCUACCCGAGUUAUUGGUAGCGAGGGACAUCGAGGAACCCUCUCCUACAUCAAGUCGACCCUCGCCGAGCUUGGUUCAUACUAUACCGUAUCCGAACAGUCGUUCCCUGCAGUAUCUGGAAACGUCUUCGAGUCUCGUCUUGUUAUCGGCGAUGAGCUCCCAAAGUCUGCCUCACCCAUGGGUCUAACCCCUCCCACACUUCAGAAUGAGCCUGUCCACGGCAACCUCGUCCUGGUGAAGAACGAUGGUUGCAACCCUUCAGACUAUCCCGCUACUGCCAAGGGCAAUGUCGUCCUGAUCAAGCGCGGUACCUGCUCGUUCGGUGCGAAGUCUGAGCAGGCCGGCAGAGCAGGAGCCAUCACUGCCGUUGUCUACAACACGGACCCCGACCUGGUCCACGGUACGCUCGGUACACCCUCUCCCGACCACAUUGCCACCUUCGGUCUCUCUGGCGAGGAGGGCCUGGAGUACGUACGAAAGCUGCAGCAAGGCCGCCAAUUUGAUGUCAUUUCCUACAUUGACGCUGAGGUCAAGACGAUCGCGACCACCAAUAUCCUUGCACAGACCGCUGGCGGUGAUCCUGAGAACUGUGUUAUGCUUGGUGGCCACAGUGACAGUGUUGCUGAAGGCCCUGGAAUCAAUGACGAUGGCAGCGGCAGUCUUUCUGUCCUUGAGGUUGCCGUCCAGCUCACCAACUUCCGUGUCAACAACUGCGUGCGCUUUGCCUGGUGGGCUGCCGAGGAAGAGGGUCUUCUUGGAUCAGACCACUACGUAGCUUCUCUUUCCGAUGAGGAGAACCAGAAGAUCCGUCUCUUCAUGGACUACGACAUGAUGGGAAGCCCCAACUUUGCCUACCAGAUUUACAAUGCUACUAACGACGCGAAUCCUAACGGCUCAGGAGAGCUGAAGGAGCUCUACAUCGAUUGGUAUGAGAAGAAUGGUCUCAACUACACCUUCAUCCCCUUUGACGGUCGUAGUGACUACGACGGUUUCAUCCGAAACGGAAUUCCCGGUGGAGGUAUUGCCACUGGCGCUGAGGGCAUUAAGACACCAGAGGAGGUUGAGAAGUUUGGUGGAAAUGCUGGCCAAUGGUACGACCCUUGCUAUCACCAACUCUGCGAUGACCUUAGCAACGUGAAUAUCACUGCUUGGGAAGUGAACACGAAGCUCAUUGCUCAUUCCGUUGCUGUCUAUGCUCUCUCCUUCGAUGGCUUCCCCAAGAGGGCCAAGGAGGUUGAGGUGAAGACCUAUGAUGAGAAGGUCAAAUACCACGGACACAAGCUCGUUAUGUAA